Molecule: messenger RNA, 1899 nt
Organism: Striga asiatica
Lineage: Eukaryota; Viridiplantae; Streptophyta; Magnoliopsida; Lamiales; Orobanchaceae
Source: the annotation of a GenBank genome assembly
UUUUCCUCGACUGCUUUAAACUCUCGUGUCCAACGUGGGUUUGUCAAGAAAAACACACAGACUCCCUCUACAAACAAGAAAAGUCCUAAAAUUUGAUCGCCGGCACGGCGGCGCCUGCGUUAGUGGCUUUCAAUGGCAGCGUUGAAAGUCUUCGCGUUCACUGUAUUCCUUUCCCUAAUUGUCGCCCGUAUCGGAGUUGACGCUGAUGCCUCAAUCUCAGACGUCGAUAACGAGGUCAAAGACCCCAGAUCGGAGGGUCCUGAUUCAUCCAUCCUGGAGCAGUUCAAGUCCAAGAUCCAUAGUCUCGAAUCACAUGUCGAGGAGAGAAUUCAAGAACUAAAAGACAAAGAUGAAUUGAUUGUUGCUAAAGAGAAGUUAAUCAAAGAAAAGUCAGAUAGCAUUGCAUCACUGGAGAAUGAGAUUGCCUCUCUACAAAGAAAGGGAAAAUCAGAUGCUGCAGAACAGGUGGGAAAGGCACACGCAAGAGCCGGUGUAUUGGAAAAAGAAGUGGAGAGACUGAGAAAAGAUAUUGAUUUGAAAAUCAAGGAAAUAGAGCUAUUGCAGACCGGGGUUAGAGAAGCUGAAAGAAAGGGUUCUGAUCUGAAUUCUAAAUUUGACAGACUUCAAAAGAUCAUUGAUGAUCAGAAAACUAAGAUACGGAAAACUGAACGUGCCCUUCAAAUCGCCGAGGAAGAAAUGAUGAAGGCAAAGUUUGAAGCAGCAUCCAAGAUCAAGGAGUUGAUGGAGGUUGUUGAAAAGAAGGCCCAAGCUGAAGAGUGGGCUGCACCACAUGUAGAAACUAUUAAAACUAAAUGGGUACCAGCUGUUCAAGAACAGUGGGCUGUGAUAACCACUAAAGUUGAACCGCAUGUUCGAACUUUGACAACUAGGGCUGUUGAGUUCUACAAAGUAUCAAAGGAUGCUGCAACUCCUCACAUCAUUAAAGUUCAGGAAGUUGCAUAUCCUUAUUUUCAGGAACUGAGGAAACAUAGUAAACCAUACAUUGAUCAGGUUGCCACAGCUGCAAGACCUCAUGUUGAUAAAUUGCACACUGUUUUAAAGCCGUAUACUCAGCAGGCGGUUCAUGCUUAUGGAAAGUUCCUUGAAUUGGCAACUACAUAUCAUUCUCAGGUACAAGAUGUAGUUCACGAGAAACUGAAGAGUCACGAGCUCACAAGACAUCUUGCGACGAAAGAGUUAGUUUGGUUUUCUCCACUUUCGGCAGUAAAAAAAAGCCAAGAAAGCCGGUCAGAACUGGUAAUGCACACAAUUCUCGUCGCAAAGGAAAACGUGUACACUCAGACAAAUGAACCCAGUAAAUGCACUUAUACUGUUCUUAUCACAAGGGUAGUGUGGUCUUUUCCUUCAUGGGUGGAGAGGUUAAGAGAUCUAUGUGCUCAAAGUAUGCUGUUCGUCUUCGAGUGUUAGCACAUGUCAGUUUGUUAUAGCACAAAAAUAUUAAUGGUAAGUGAGAUCAGUGUAAUUUUGUGGAUGCGUUUUCGUGUAGUUUUAAAAAUUGAUAGUUUGGGUGUUUAUUGUAUCAUGGCAUUUGGUAUUCCACGUACUUUUGUGUUUUCUAGACUGUUGAAGCCUGGAUUUGAGCCGCUCGUCAACUGCCUUUAGUUCCAAGUGCUCGUUUUUGUGGCUAAAAAUAUACAUUUGCUCGUUGUAAUGUUACAUUUAUGUAAACCGAGGAUUUUUUUUUUUUUCUGAAAUUUAUGUAUCUCGAGACGACUAUUUCUAGAUUCUUUUAUUCAUUUCUUUUGUUUUCUUUUAUUUUUAAUACGAUUUUAGCAAUGUUUUAAAACCUAUCAACAGAUCAAUAGUUCACCCAUGGAUCAUUUGGUCAAUAGCAAAACAAGAUAAAUUAAGUUUUUACUGUUAUAAUAUAUGUGCAUG